AUGUCUCUCGUCAGUGAGCUGCUGAAAUCGGCUGCCCUGCCUUCCAAUGCUAUCGCUUUAACUGUGGCAUUUUUUUCAAUAUAUAUCGCAUACUGGAUCGCGGUUGCGAUAUACCGAUUGACUUUACAUCCACUUUCGAAGUUCCCUGGGCCAUUUCUCUGUCGAAUCUCCUGGAUAUACCAGAUUUACUAUGAAGCGAUAUUGAAUGGACGAAUGCUCGAACGACUUCCUGCAUUACAUGCCAAAUAUGGGCCUGUUAUCCGAAUAAACCCAAAUGAGGUCCAUAUAAAUGAUCCCGAGGUAUACCAUACUAUCUACAAGCAACAAACACAGUUUGUCAAAGAUCCGUACGCCUAUAAGCUGGGAGCACCAAAUUCCUUGAGUAUGACACUUGACCCAGAAAAGCAUAAGCAUCGAAGAGAGAUUCUGAACCCAUCUUUUUCGAAAAGACGGGUACACCUGCUUGAGAAUAUAAUGUAUGAAGAAAUGGAUAAGGUGUUUGAGAAAAUUCUGCCAGUUAUUGAGAAUAACGAGCCAGUGCCCAUUCAAGAUGCCUACUAUUGUUACACUGGUGAUGUGAUAUCACGAUAUCUUUUUGGAAAGAGUUUAAAUCUGAUCGAACUCCCAAAUUUUGCUGCAGAUCGCAUUGCUCAACUCAGGUCCUUUACGUCGAGUAUAUGGGUUUCAAUCCACAUCAGCUUGGUUCGAAACAUUAUUCUUUCUAUGCCCCGCAGCGUUGCCAAUGUUGUGGCUUCCGGCUGGAUGAAAAUUGUCUGGUUCUGUGAAACUGUUGCGGCGGAGGCAAUCGAGGACCACAAAGUCAAUGGGGGGAAGGAAAAGGAGUUGGGUGAAGAAAAUAUAUUUGAUCGAAUGCUUAAUGAUAACGUGAAGAGAGAGAUCUUAGGAAAGCAAUCCCGACCUAUUGGUUUUCAUGAUCUGGCAGACGAAGGCGCUUCAGUUUUGGUUGCCGGCACUGAGACUACUGCAACCACCAUUGCUUUUGCAACCUACUAUAUGUUGUUAUUCCCUGAAAAACGACGUAAGGUGCUUGAAGAAAUUGCUACAGUCGAGAGAGAUGCGAAUGGCCGUCUACCUCUUGUAAAACUCGACGCUCUACCUUAUUUAACCGGAGUUAUCAAAGAGACACUUCGAUACACCAACGGCGUUCCUGGACGUCUUACCCGUGUUGUUCCUAAAGGUGGUCUUUUUGUGCCUGCAAUCAAUGACUAUAUUCCGGAAGGGUGUGUGGUAGGCAUUAGCCAUAAUCUUAUCCAUACGAGCCCAAAGAUUUUUGAAGACCCCUUGGAAUUCAAACCGGAGCGCUGGCUGGGACAAAAAGGCAAGGAGCUAGAUCACUGGAUGCUCGCUUUCUCGAAAGGAGCUCGGGACUGUAUUGGCAAGAACCUUGCAUACGCAGAAGCCUAUAUCGUGAUUGCGAACAUUCUCACCAAAUUCGACCUUGAACUUUUGCCGGGAACUGCCAAAGACAUGGAAAUACUGGACCGUGUAAUUGUACAUUCUCGUCGGAAUUUGCGGGUCAAAAUGAGACUCAAGAAGAUGAGUGCGUGA
Molecule: messenger RNA, 1569 nt
Organism: Ophidiomyces ophidiicola
Lineage: Eukaryota; Fungi; Ascomycota; Eurotiomycetes; Onygenales; Onygenaceae
Exons: 7
Coding region: 1-1569 (522 amino acids)
Molecular function (GO): monooxygenase activity; oxidoreductase activity, acting on paired donors, with incorporation or reduction of molecular oxygen; iron ion binding
Source: RefSeq, a predicted model, not a curated record